AUGCUUAGGGCCUCUAGGAUUCAUUUUUGUGCCAUAAAUUCUUCAAAAGCAACUGCGCAUUCAGGAGUAGCAUACUAUGCUAAUGUCGCCUGGGAGGGUAUUCGCCAUGUAUACCACGGUUUUCGUCUUUUUUUCAUGAAUACAAGCUUGGCUUGGAAGUAUUCUCGUCAACUUAAGGCGGGCGUUGCCCUUACCCGUCGGGAACGUUUGCUUUUGGAAAGUGCUACAAAGGAUCUUGUCCGACUUGUCCCCUUUAGUUUUUUUAUCGUGGUGCCGUUUGCUGAGCUUUUGCUUCCCGUCGCAUUAAAAAUGUUUCCAGAUUUGAUUCCUUCAACUUUUGAAACGAAUAGUCAGGGUCGUAGCCGAGCGUUUUCUGCUGCCCUGGGAACGCUUCGUGCACGACAGCGCGUGAUGGAAUAUUUGUCUACCACUGCAUUUGUUAGUUUCACUAAGGAACAGCAAGAGGUGGUGCGUUCUUGUGCAUUGGGGGGGUCUGUGAAUGCUUCGCAGAUAAAAUUGAUAGCUCCUCACUUUGGCCGUGACGGACCACUAAGUGUCUACAAAUGUCCUGACAGCGUUGCGUUGGGAUUAGCUCGAACGGUUGGUGUUUUUAAAUCAUACCACGGUUUUUUUCCAACUAAAGUAAUAGCACCUUACAUGCGGCGGAAGGUAAUACGUCAUUAUCACAAGACUCGUGAAGACGAUCGUUUGCUUCGGCUUGAAGGGCUUGAUGAUUUAACAGAUGAGGAACUGAUAAAGGCCAACCUUGUCCGGGGCAUGCGUUGGACAGAGGAUGCUGAAACACUCCGUAUUCAGCUGGAAUGGUGGGUUUCACUUGGUCGGGACCCUGAUGUGCCAUACAACACAUUAUUUUGGGUUAAACCUACCCGUUUCAGUUUGAAGGAGUCUAUGAGGCGAUUACCCCUUGAGCAGCGUCGUCAGAUGUUAGGUAUUCAGUAUCUCCCUGAGGGUGUUCGUGGGAAUCUGGAGACACUCUGUGAAACUGUUGAUACCGUUCCCACUUUGGGGGAUGACCGUAUUGAUGCUGAUCGAAUCCUGGAAAAGCUUGAAGAUCUAAGUGCAAAGACGAAAAGCAGUGAUAGGGAUAUAUCUUUUCACGACAUACAGGUAUCCUUUGGUGCAUAUUUGACGGAGGCAAAUGUGAAGAUGAUGUUUGAGCGCAUUCGCAAGGGCAAAACCGCGAAUGAAAGCGUAACUGUUUCUGAUGUUAUAGACUUCAUAGGAAGUGAAACACACAAUUCAUCCCAUGUGGUGUCCACUGUUUUUGACGCUUUUGACCAAGGUCAAGGAGCGAAACCCAUUACAGAGGCCACGUUGAUUUCUAUUGGAGCUCGAUGUAGAGGAGCAUCAAAGUCUAGCACUGAUGAUGCAUCUCAAAAGCCAACUGAUUCAUCGUCUGAUGGGGUAAAAAGAAAAUAA
This is a messenger RNA of Trypanosoma cruzi, 1440 nucleotides long. RefSeq lists its product as uncharacterized. Gene Ontology annotation, molecular function: ribosome binding. The record is from RefSeq and is a predicted model, not a curated record. Gene Ontology annotation, biological process: intracellular monoatomic cation homeostasis. The coding region runs from base 1 to 1440 and encodes 479 amino acids. The transcript has a single exon. Gene Ontology annotation, cellular component: mitochondrial inner membrane. Lineage: Eukaryota; Euglenozoa; Kinetoplastea; Trypanosomatida; Trypanosomatidae.